Molecule: messenger RNA, 1111 nt
Organism: Tachysurus vachellii
Lineage: Eukaryota; Metazoa; Chordata; Actinopteri; Siluriformes; Bagridae
Gene: cldn10e
Product: claudin 10e
Exons: 5
Coding region: 300-1052 (250 amino acids)
Biological process (GO): cell adhesion; bicellular tight junction assembly
Cellular component (GO): bicellular tight junction; plasma membrane
Molecular function (GO): structural molecule activity
Source: RefSeq, a predicted model, not a curated record
CAGCACUUAGACUUCACUAAGACAUCACUAAGACUUACUCACAUUCACAACAAGAAGGACACAUUGUCUCUUGAGCCUGUUCUUUACAGUGGGUUUGCAGAAAUGGCAUUUAGAUUAAAUGUGAUUGCGUCUAGGGCAGACUAAUUUAAAACUUCUAAAAUGACUAAUUUCAGUAAAAGGCUAAAAACCAGACAAAAUAGGAUUAUUGAACAAAAAAGAUAUUGCUAAAUUGGUACAAGCAAACAAGAAGGAACAAAGUUACUGAAAUCAAUAUCUGACACCAGAAUAGUAAAGUGAAUAUGGAGGUCCGUGUAAUGCAGAUUUGGGGAUUUUUUCUGACUGCAAUGGGCUGGAUAUUCAUUGCUUGUUCUUUAGCCAUGGAGGGAUGGAAGGUGGCUGCUGUUGGUGGCCAGGGUGGCAGCUCUGUUGUCUACAUUACUUGGUAUUGGUCCAGUCUGUGGCGGACCUGCUCCACUACCGCUAAUGCCGUCUCCAACUGCUAUGACUUUCCCAUGCUCUGGUCCGUUGAGAAUUAUGUCCAGAUUGUGAGGGCACUACUAAUGGGUGGAAUAUCCAUUGGCAUGCUGGGGUUCAUUCUGAGCUUAGUAGGGAUGGAAUGCACAUACAUAGGGGGCAAACAGAAAGAGAAGAACAGAGCCAUCUUCACUGGAAGCCUCUGUCACAUGACCAGUGGUGUGUUAUCUGCAGCAGGGUAUGCAGUCUAUGCUCGCAACAUUACAGCAGAAUUCUUCAACCCUAGUUUUGAAUUAAAGUUUGAUCUCGGCACACCAUUGUUUGUUGGAUGGGCUGGCUGUAUAUUUCAGUUCACAGGAGGUCUCUUAUACAUGGUUUCAAUUUAUAAGCUCUGGUCUCUGGACAGGAGGAAAUUUGUGGAUAUACUUCCUGCUGAAGCUGUAGCCCUGCAAUCCAUCCCUACAAAUAUCUCCAUAUCUUCUGAGCCUAGCAGAUCCACUGUGUCUAAGCUCUCCUUAAAAUCAUCUUCCACUGUGUCUUGUGACUCAGAUAACUCUCACCAUCUUUCCAAAGCCUGAUUACACACAGACACAUACAAACACACACACACACACACACACACACACACACACACACA